Messenger RNA from Musa acuminata subsp. malaccensis (wild Malaysian banana), 2991 nucleotides. Lineage: Eukaryota; Viridiplantae; Streptophyta; Magnoliopsida; Zingiberales; Musaceae. The record is from RefSeq and is a predicted model, not a curated record.
AGAGAGAGACAGAGAGGGAAGGAAUACCCGCCUGGUGUAGGUCGGCUCCCUCUUGCGAUUCCGUGGCUGUGGUGCCGCGGCGUCGCCUUCACUUCUCCUUUCCCCGUAGUUACCCUUCUCCUCCUCCUCAAGCCUCUGCCCGCCCUCAUUCAUCCCCCCUACCAAAGCCUUGAAAGAAACACCUUCUUCUCUGUGCUCUUCAAGCGACGAACAUGUAUCGUUGUUGUCUGUGCAUGGCCUACUCGCCCUCCUCCGUUCCGGAUCCUGACCGCUCGCUCCCUGGUUGUGCCGCGCUCUGAGCUCGCCAUGGGAGCGGAUGAGGUUGACGGGAAUUGAUUUUGGUGGAAGAUAUACUAAAGGGCCUUCGUAUUAGCUUGUAAUUUUGGGCGUUCUUAACAUAUGAUAGCUCACUACUCUGCUCGAGCUUACGGCUUUUGUUAGGCUUUUUUCCCUUGUAUUUUUAGGUACAUGUUGGGGGAAAAGCUGCUCGUUCUGCUUCAUACUCGAAGGUUGAGUUUAGACAAAGUUUCAGUAAUCAAGGACAUAUUGAACUGAAGUUACAGCUAACGUCAGAAUAUUGGUCAUUGUUUUUUCAACUACGGGCUUAUUUUCUGUGUACUUGAGAUAAAACAUGGCAGAGGAUGCUGUACGAAGUUAUGGAAACAAUGAAGAUUUAAAUGUUGAAUUGAGUCACACAAAUGGGAGUGUAACUCACAUUCAGUACCAUUCGCAAUGGAUGGCACAUUGGAAACGGGCAAGCAGCAUUUCAGCUCAUCAGUGCCAUAAGCACUGUACUCUUUCUGAUGCAAGCAACAGAAAAAAUUGCGUAAAACAAGAGGGCUAUUCGCAAGUCGAAAAUACAAAAUCUGGGAAGGUUCAACUGGUAAGCAUAGGUACGAGGGAAGGAACAACCCCCGAAUCCAGGAAUGUGUGCAGUUCUGAGCUUAAUGAAUUAGGCCUAACAUUGCAUGUUCACCGGUCAGCUGAAUUUGUGGGAGCUGAAAAGGGAAGAUGUGAGAUGGACAAUACUCUGGUGGUGCCGAAAGAUGUACAUACAUACGAUGGAGUUGUAGUAUCAGAUAAAUUGCAUCUUCAUAAUUUUUCAGACUCCUCUAUAAACUGGGAAAACUACAACACAUGCCAUUCUCUGAAUUCAGAUGAAGUUCACUUUCCUAAGUAUGACAUAAGUUGGAAGAUUGAUAAUACUUUAAAUCCUAAAAGAGGACCUGGACAUGGUCAAGUGGCCAAUAGAUUUGUUAAGUUACAUCUUCCAUUAAAAGGAACUAUGUUAGGCUCCCAUGUAACAGAAUCUAAAGCAACAGAGAUUAGUACAAGUAGUGAUCAAGAGAUUGAACCCUGUGAUACUGUUAACGGCUUACAAAAUUUUCAAGAUGGUAUUAGUGCAUCAACUUCUCUGCCAGCGAUGGUCAGAUCUAAAGCUGAGAGGCCAAAUAUGAAGUCUCCUGUGUGCAUUAAAGAUAGAAGAAUGUCUUCAGAAUCGGAUCACACACUUGAUGAACAUCGGGUGCUAAGAGAUUUGUGGCCAGGCAAAUCUCCUCUUUCAUAUCUAAUUAGGGAAAACGAUACUGAGGAUGUUCUUCAUCAGCCAUUAAACUAUAUGUCCAACUGCUUCAUUCAUAAUGUUGCAAGUUUGGAUAUACAUAACUAUCUUCAUCUGCCAAUGGAGUUGUCGCGAGAAAAACAAUUGAUAGAAGAUUCGACAGAAACUGCAAAAGCAAAAGUUACUCCCUUGUUUGAAAUGUUAACAGUACCAGCAACAGCAAGGAACCAAGGAAUGUGGCAAGGAGAUUCACUGCCUUUAAUUAACUCAAAUAGCAUGGAAAAUGGGGUUGAUGUAAAUGGAAUUGAGAUACAUAUGAUGGGAAAGAGGGAAAGACCAUCAGCUAAAACUGAUGCAAUUCACAUUGAGGCUUGCCUGGAAAAACACUCUCCGAAAGGCACGAUUUCUGACAGACUACAAAAGGACCUUCCACGCACGAACCUAAUAAAAUCCCACUCUCCAUCACCUUCAGCGAUCCAGGAAACUUUGAGCAGAUAUGUUAAUUCCUCAGACAAAACUGGUAGCGUAAGUACUGGAGGACUGAGCACAUCUAGAACUGAAAGCAUGAAUGUAGAUCAAGUUUUUUCUCAUGUUCAGAGGUCCAAGAUUUCAAAUACUAGUAGUAUAAUUGAAAACUUGGCACAAAAGGAGCAAUGUAAAAGAUGGCUCAAACGCCUCAGACACAAAUCUUCAGAUGCUUUUGGCCUUGGUUCUAAGAGAACAAAAAUUGGAAAUCACCCCACUAAUGCAGAAGUAUGUAGCUUUUCAAGUAAAGCACACAAUUAUGACACAUCCAGCUCGGCGAUGACAAAAUGUCCCAAGGAACAGCAGAUACCUGAUACGACCAAAGACAUACCAAGUACUUCUGAGUGCUCCUAUGGAGUAUCAGCAAGAGAUGUGCAAUACUGGAUUAAAAGAUGGUGUUAUAAGACCCCUCAAACAGUUAAAGCUCAUGUGAGUGUAGUUACACCUGGGCUAUGGGAGCCUGAAAAUCGAAAAGUUCUUCCUGAUAAUAUUGAGGGGAAACAGUUCCCAAGCAUCAGGGCGAUAGCUUUGAUGGGGAGAGCAAUGAACAAAUUCCAAACAGGUCAGUUUCAGAGAAAGGGAUCAUCAGUGGUGUGGAAUAUAGAGGACUUUUGAAAGCUACAGGGCUUUGGUUUCCGGUCCUCAUGCAGCUUGCAGAUUUCCAUGGCGAGAAAGGUGCAAUCGAAAGACACCAUCCAAAAUAUUGUGGAUCAGAUGUGAAAAGUUAUCCAAAUUCGAGGUUGCAUACAUUACAAUCAGUAAAUUCUAUAGUCAUGUUUCCUUAAUGUUGAUCUUUUGUUUUUCUGGGAUCGGCUUUUAAGGAAGUAAUCUGAACUCUAUAUCUACUUAAUAUGUUCUGAAAGAUGUUUUUCUUAUCCUCAUUUUUGCGGUACACAUUUUCUUUU